GUGUGGACGCCGAGCUGGGUCUGCCGUAAUGCUGCUGCUGCACAGAACUGUGGUCCCAGGGCUCCGACAGGCCUACAGACUCAAGUCAGCCCCCUCAAGGCUCUGCAUUCGGGCCUGCUCUACAAAUGGUUCAUUUCAGCCACAGCACUCCAGCCAUGCCUUCUCUGGUGAUAACUCCAGCACCAGGGGAUGGAGAGUCAUGGGGACUCUGCUAGGCCUUGGUGCAGUAUUGGCCUAUCAUGACCACCGGUGCAGGGCUGGUCAGGAGUCACCACGCCUAUACACGAGGGAGGAAGUGAGAUCCCACAGCAGCCCUGAAACUGGGAUGUGGGUGACUUUGGGCUCUGAGGUCUUUGAUGUCACAGAAUUUGUGGACCUACACCCAGGGGGUCCAUCAAAGCUUAUGCUAGCAGCUGGGGGUUCUCUAGAGCCCUUCUGGGCCCUCUAUGCUGUUCACAACCAGUCCCACGUGCGAGAGAUACUGGCUCAGGACAAGACUGGGGAGCUGAGCCCCGACGACAAGGCAGCCUCCAUCGUGAAGACCUCUGACCCUUACGCUGAUGAUCCUAUACGUCACUCAGCCCUGAAGGUCAACAGCCAGCGCCCCUUUAAUGCGGAGCCCCACCCUGAGCUGCUGACAGAAAACUACAUCACACCCAACCCUAUCUUCUUCACCCGGAAUCAUUUGCCUGUACCUAACCUUGACCCAGACACCUAUCGCCUACAUGUAGUAGGGCCACCUGGGGGUCAGUCACUGUGCCUAUCCCUGGAUGACUUGUACCAGUUCCCCAAGCACGAGAUCACGGUCACUCUGCAGUGUGCCGGCAACCGGCGCUCUGAGAUGACUCGGUUCAAAGAAGUAAGAGGUCUGGAGUGGAGUGCAGGGGCCAUUAGCACUGCACGCUGGGCUGGGGCACGGCUCUGUGAUGUGUUAGCCCAGGCUGGUCACCAGCUCUCUGAAACUGAGGCCCAUGUCUGCUUUGAGGGACUGGACUCAGACCCCACAGGGACUGCCUAUGGAGCAUCCAUCCCUCUGGCUCGGGCCAUGGACCCUGAAGCUGAGGUCCUGUUGGCAUAUGAGAUGAAUGGGCAGCCUCUGCCUCGUGACCAUGGCUUCCCUGUGCGGGUGGUGGUUCCUGGUGUGGUGGGUGCCCGCCAUGUCAAAUGGCUGGGCAGAGUGAGCGUGGAACCCGAGGAAAGUUACAGCCACUGGCAGCGGCGGGAUUACAAAGGCUUCUCUCCGUCUGUGGACUGGGACACUGUAGAUUUUGACUCGGCUCCAUCUAUUCAGGAACUUCCUGUCCAGUCAGCCAUCACACAGCCCAAAGAUGGGGAGACAAUAGAGUCAGGGGAGGUGACUGUCAAAGGCUAUGCAUGGAGUGGUGGAGGAAGAGCUGUGGUCAGGGUGGAUGUGUCUCUGGAUGGGGGCCUAACCUGGCAGGUGGCUGAGCUGGAUGGAGAGGAACAGCGUGCCCGAAAGGCCUGGGCCUGGCGGCUAUGGCAGCUGCAAGCCCCUGUGCCAGCUGGGAAAAAAGAAUUGAACAUCGUUUGUAAGGCUGUCGAUGACAGCUACAAUGUUCAGCCAGACACAGUGGCCCCAAUCUGGAACCUGUGAGGCGUGCUCAGCAAUGCCUGGCACCAUGUCCACGUCCAUGUUGCUCCAUAAGAAAGUGAAAUGGAACCAUCUACUCUCCAGAACCACCUUCUGAACCCCUUUCCACACCCAUCUCUUGGCCUCAUUACCACAAAAAAUCUUUCCCUCCACCUCUCCAUGUCUUGGAUCACAACCCUGACUAUGCCUUCCGAAGCCACACACAGGUACAUGCAUUGCACACUUCCACCCAGGCACCCACUCCCCUUUGACAGGAGGUGUUACAUACCCCUCCUGGCCACUGACCCAGUGCCUUCGAGGAGGUAAGAGCUGCUGGAGCAAAGGACUAGAAGUAGGAAAAGUAAUUCUGGAAGUAAGUGCUAUUUUCUCUACCUACCCUAUCUCCAUUUCUAAUGACUAUCACCACUGAGGCCUUAUUUUGCUUUUCUUCUUGGAUUCUUCAGAGAAUGUGUGAGGAUACGUGUAAGAAAAGUGUAUAUGCAACUUUUUACUGCGUCUUUAGGUUGCCAGGGGUUGUGAAGGGCGCAACCCUCUCCCUUUAUUGUUCCACUUUUCUAAAUACAUCAAUAAAAUAUCUGUUUAAGACUAAAAAAAAAAAAAAAAAAAAAAAGGA
Physeter macrocephalus (sperm whale) is the source of this 2225-nucleotide messenger RNA. RefSeq names its product sulfite oxidase, mitochondrial. Gene Ontology annotation, molecular function: molybdenum ion binding; molybdopterin cofactor binding; sulfite oxidase activity. The transcript has 2 exons. The record is from RefSeq and is a predicted model, not a curated record. Gene Ontology annotation, biological process: sulfur compound metabolic process. Gene Ontology annotation, cellular component: mitochondrion. NCBI's taxonomy places the organism in Eukaryota, Metazoa, Chordata, Mammalia, Artiodactyla, Physeteridae.